AAGAAAAAAGAAGAAGACGCCAAACGUGUGUCACAGCUUUGAUAGCGCUCAAGACAAAAACACAAUAGGGCUAUGGCAUUGUGUUACAGAUUACUGGGAGGCAGGCAAUUGUGUCGGAGCCUGGCACGCAAUUUAUACUCGCAGCCGUGUCGAUGCAUUACACUAAAAGUAACAAAGAUUGAAUCUCCUGUCAAUGAAACCCAUGAUGAGAGAAAUGCUAGGCUGGGUCGGCCACAGUCACCUCACCUUUCCAUUUACAAAAUGCAACUAACGUCAAUGCUUUCAAUCACUCACCGAAUGACAGGGCUAGCUUUGAGUUUCUACAUGACAACUUUGGGUCUAGGUACUCUUGUAUCACCUUACCAGUUCACUGAUUUCAUCACUUGGAUGCAAGAAUUGCAUUUGAAUCCAGUAGUAAUCACAGCCAUGAAAGCAAUGAUGGCAUUUCCUCUUGCGUAUCACAUAUCUAAUGGUGUCCGUCACUUGGUUUGGGAUUUAGGAAAGGCACUGACAAUAAAGGGAGUGUAUUACACAGGGUAUGCUAUGUUAACUGCAUCAACAAUUGUGACAGCAUGGCUACUGUCACUGUAAUAUAAAAAGUCUUUCCUCAUAACAAUCACAAUGGAAGUAGUGCUUGGUGUAGUGUGCUUAAAGAGUAUGCAACAGUACUUAUUUAUGAAGAAAGUGUGUGUAAAUCUGCAACACUUUUGUGUACAUAACUGCUUUGCAGGUUCUAACUCCAACAUUAUUUUAAAAUAUUUGUGAAUUCAAGAAACUGUAGUAUAUGAUUAUGUAAUGGCAGGUAUUGC
Molecule: messenger RNA, 809 nt
Organism: Schistocerca cancellata (South American locust)
Lineage: Eukaryota; Metazoa; Arthropoda; Insecta; Orthoptera; Acrididae
Product: succinate dehydrogenase cytochrome b560 subunit, mitochondrial-like
Exons: 5
Coding region: 73-591 (172 amino acids)
Biological process (GO): tricarboxylic acid cycle; mitochondrial electron transport, succinate to ubiquinone
Cellular component (GO): membrane
Molecular function (GO): succinate dehydrogenase activity; electron transfer activity
Source: RefSeq, a predicted model, not a curated record